This is a messenger RNA of Perkinsus marinus ATCC 50983, 270 nucleotides long. RefSeq lists its product as hypothetical. The transcript has 4 exons. The record is from RefSeq and is a predicted model, not a curated record. Lineage: Eukaryota; Perkinsozoa; Perkinsida; Perkinsidae. The coding region runs from base 1 to 270 and encodes 89 amino acids.
AUGGAGUUUCACCCGUUUUAUGUGAAGCGUUUCCCGGCUAAAGAGGUUUCCAAGGAGGAGUUUUUGCCGAAAUUUGAUGAUAUGAAAGUUGAGGACAUCUCUUAUUUAACUAAAGGGGAAGCUGCUGGAGCUAACUAUUGUUGCCGUUGCAACGUCACUUUGGCGUCGCCGUGGGAAAUACGACAACACCUUCGAACGAAGUCCCAUCGCGAGAGCUCAGCUGAUGAGGAAAGCGAACAUGUGUUCCUCCUAAACUGUGAGCCGACGUAG